AGUUGUUCAUUACAAAAUGGCCCAACAAAUUCGCUCUCUCUCUUCCCCUCUGUUUCUCUUCCUUUCUUUCCUCCUUUCCUUCUCUCCCCUUUCUCUCUCCCUCUCUCCUCCGUUUCCACCGUCGACGCAAACGAAGAAACAACGAUAUAUAUCUCUCUCUCCCCCUCCAUAUCUAAACCAAAAACGAAAGGGGAGAGAGAGAGAGAGAGAGAGAGAGAGAGAGAGAGAGAGGAGGAGGAGGAGGAGGAGGAGGAGGAGGCUUCGUGCAGUGCUUUCGCUUAGGGCAAUGAACGGAGCCAAACCCCCCGUCGUCGUCGUCGUCGUCGUCGUCGUCCUCCACCCCUGCGCCCUCAUCCACCUCUAACAACAAACCUAGAAUCUCUCCACUCGGACCCGGUCGAAUUCAAUGGCGGCGCCCCGCAUCCUCUACCGCCGAGGCGGUGGCGCGGCGUUGGGCCUCUGUUCUCGGUCGCCGCCGCCGCUCGGCGCCGCCCCUGAUUCGGCUCGCUGCGUCUCGCAGCUCGUGCAGAGCAACGGGAAGAGGGCGUUCCUGGUCGACACAUUGGCGUUGGUGAGGAGAUUGGAGGCGCAGGGGCUGCCGUCGAAGCAGGCAGAAGUCAUCACGUCGGUGAUUACGGAGGUCCUCAAUGACAGCCUAGAGAACGUCGCACAAUCAUUCGUGUCGAAGGGGGAUAUGCAAAAGAGGGAAGUGAUGCAAGAUUCUAAUCUCUCUAAGUUCAAAUCUGAAGUACAAAGCUCGCAGGAACAACAUUUUGCUUUGUUGCAGCGGGAGACAGAGAAACUUCGGGGUGAUAUAGAGAAAAUGCGAAGUGAACUCAGAUACGAAAUUGACAAGGUCACUGCUGGGCAACGGCUGGAUUUAAACCUUGAAAGAGGGCGCAUACGUGAUGAACUAGCCAAGCAAGGUGCUGAAACUACAGAGCUCACUACGAAGCUUGACCGGGAAAUCCAUGCUUUGAGGGCUCAGCUCGAGGCAGCGAAACUUGAUGUCAUAAAGUAUUGCGUAGGGACCCUUGUUUCAGUAGCAGCGGUUGGCAUUGCUGUUCUCCGCAAUUGGAUGUAAAAACAUUCUUUCUUUUGGCAAUUCCCAUGAAAAAGGAGCAGCAACGGAAGUUCUUUUCCUUUCUGGAUACAUUGGCCACAAAUUGUUGUAAUCGUCUGUAGAAACUAUCAACAUCAUUACACAGCAAUGUCAGGAAGUAAAAUUUGUGAGUUGGCUCAAUUAUCUAGGCCUAUUUAGGUCCAUGUUUUACUGUAGAACUUGAAUUAUGUUCCUCUCUCCGAUCUGUAAUGUGGUCGGCAUCCUUUUUGCUUGUUC
Messenger RNA from Ananas comosus (pineapple), 1339 nucleotides. Its product is annotated as protein FMP32, mitochondrial-like. Bases 407 to 1084 code for a protein of 225 amino acids. The record is from RefSeq and is a predicted model, not a curated record. The transcript is spliced from 7 exons. NCBI's taxonomy places the organism in Eukaryota, Viridiplantae, Streptophyta, Magnoliopsida, Poales, Bromeliaceae. Gene Ontology annotation, cellular component: mitochondrion.